UUAAGCCGAUAUUGAUAGAUGUCAGUUGGUUUUAUUUUUUUAAUCUGUUUGUUUCUUGAUUAUUUUAUUUAUUAAUGAUUAGUUAAUUUUAAUUAUUUUUUUAUUUACUCUUUUUCUCUUUAAUUUGUUAGUGAGUGCUUCUUUUCCUUUUUUUGUUUCAAAUGACCCGUGAUCGGUUAGCAGCCUUGAGGGCUGCUCGUGGUGACCUAGCCAAUGAUACCACUGAUGGUGAAGUAUCUAUAAGGCUAGAGGAAAGUCCAAGUUUCAUGGAAAGUUUUUUUAAUGAGGUUACUCAUAUUCAGGAAUCAUUGGACCAUCUUUCAUCACAAAUUGAAGAAUUAAAAAAGAUUUCUGCUGCCAUUGCAUCGCCUUUAAGUGAAAAUGUUGAUGAAAAUUUGGAAGCAUUAAUGUCUUCUAUUAAAAAAUCUGCUACCAAAAUCAAAACAAAGUUAAAAGAUAUUGAAAAUACCAUGGAAUCUAUUGAAGGACAAGAUAAAUCUUCAGCUUUGUAUCGCAUCAGAUUCACUCAACAUGCGGCCUUAUCAAAACGAUUUGCUGAUAUUAUGCAUCAAUAUAAUAAUGCUCAGAUUGAGUAUAGAGAAAAGUGUAAACAAGUCAUCAAAGCGCAAUUAGAGGUUACUGGUAAUUUGACAACUGACGAAGAAUUGGAAGAAAUGUUGGAAACAAAAGAUCCAGAAAUUUUUACCCAACGUAUUCUAACAGAUACUAAAGCAGCAAAACAGACCUUAGCAGAUAUAACUGCUCGCCAUGCGGAUAUAAUCAAAUUAGAAAAGAGUAUAAAAGAGCUUCAUGAUCUGUUCAUGGAUAUGGCUGUGUUAGUGGAUUCUCAGGGAGAAAUGAUUGAUAGGAUUGAACAUCAAGUUACCGAAACAAAAAACUAUGUAGCCAAAGCUAACGAGGAAACCGCAAAAGCCGUCAUCUACCAUAAAAAAGCUCGUCGAAAAAAGACACUCAUUUAUAUCUGUCUAGUUAUAGUUCUUAUUGUGAUUAUAACCGUAGUUACACUAUCUUUGCUAAAUUAAAUUUACUAAAUUUGCACUAAAUGCAGAAAAUUAUUCUAACUUGAUUGUAUCCAAUAUGUAUUUAUUUAUACAUUUAAAUAUUAAUUUUAUUUGUGAAUCAACCUUAA
Messenger RNA from Tetranychus urticae (two-spotted spider mite), 1150 nucleotides. Its product is annotated as syntaxin. Gene Ontology annotation, molecular function: SNARE binding; SNAP receptor activity. NCBI's taxonomy places the organism in Eukaryota, Metazoa, Arthropoda, Arachnida, Trombidiformes, Tetranychidae. Gene Ontology annotation, cellular component: SNARE complex; plasma membrane; endomembrane system. Gene Ontology annotation, biological process: vesicle fusion; exocytosis; intracellular protein transport. The record is from RefSeq and is a predicted model, not a curated record.